Messenger RNA from Callorhinus ursinus (northern fur seal), 3523 nucleotides. The record is from RefSeq and is a predicted model, not a curated record. NCBI's taxonomy places the organism in Eukaryota, Metazoa, Chordata, Mammalia, Carnivora, Otariidae.
GGCGGUGAGGACGCGGGUGUGCGGAAUUGGGAAUCCCGCUUGAGGGCGUCGGCUGGUUCGCAGUGAGGCGGCUUCCGGCGCGGCGCUCCGCAGUCUCUGCGGGACCACCUGGAGCCGGGCACUGGGAGCGGGGGAGGCGUGGGCUGCAGAAGGAAGUCAGUGCGCUGGAGAGCACAGGUACACAGCGUUUAGCGCCGGCCUCUCUUCCAUUCUGCAACGGAGGGCAGCCUCCAGGCGCUCGACCUGAUGAAAGUGGCUUCACCAGUGGGUUUGGGAAUGACUGGUAUUGAUUCCUCGUGGAAAUACCGAGUGUGGCAGGAUCGAUCAGCUGGAAAAGAAACUGGAGAAAACUUCAUUCCAGCUUACCUUCCUUCCUAGGCGUUCCUAGCCAGUCCUCCAAACAUAAAACUUCAAGGCAUCUUCCUUAUUUUCGGACGCUUCAUUUGCAAACUGCUUCUGCGCCCCUUUAUCUGCACUAUUCAACAAAGGCUGUUUUUACCUCAAGCUGUGGCCCUACCUAUCAGCUGUUUGGUUGAAACAACCCUCUUUGCCCACAGAUACUACCAGCGCACAGUUGGCACCUGUUCAGUUUCCUCAGUGCUCUACAGUCCUUUGAACCUGUGUCACCUAGGUGGUUAAUGCUCCAGAUUCCUGUCACCUGCGCCUUAUUGAGUCCUCCCUUCCCGUGGUACUGGCUCACACUCUUAGCUCUUCAUUCGGACUGCCACCAUCGUCCUGAAAGGUGUCCGUUCAGUGCUUUAACCGUUCUUGACUUUAAUUCCAGUGUUCAUCGCUUACAGACCCCUUAAGCUCGCAGUCACAGCCAUACCUUGCACCUUCUAACUCUACAAGAUGGUACCUGAAUGUUGGCUUUCUGUCUGACGCUCCUGGAACUUUUCUCUUAUUGAGAUAGAACUUGGCUGAAAUCACAUUGCACAUAUAUUGUACACAAGUGCUUAGCCCAAGCCCAAGAAUUACUAUAAUCCUCUAGUUAGACAAAUUCAAACUACAGUGGGAGUUCUGGCCAGGAAGAUGCAGGCUCUGAACAAGUUGAUGGCUAUCUCAAAACCUCAAAACCUGAUUCUACAUGAACAAAGUGAGGCCCUGAGAGCAGAUGUGUCCUGGCAACAGGAAUCCAUCCCAGUCAUGGAAACCUACGACUCUGAGGCCUCUCGUCAAAGGUUCAGAAAUUUCCAGUAUUUGGCAGUGUCUGGGCCUCAUGAAGCCCUGUGCCAACUCUGGGAGCUCUGUCUUCAGUGGCUGAGACCAGAGGUUCAUACAAAGCAGCAGAUCCUAGAACUGUUGGUGCUAGAACAAUUUCUGACAAUUCUCCCUGAAGACAUCAGGACGUGGGUGAAUUUACAACAUCCAAGGAACAGCAAAGAAGUGAUGACCCUCAUAGAGGAUGUGAUUGAAAUGCUUAAAGAUGAAGAGAUACCCUGCAAGGAUUGUGUCAUCCUGCAGAAGGGGAACAUCAAGGAGAAAAUGGAAACUGACUCACUAACUGGCAAUUCUCAGGAAUCAAUAACAUUCAAAGAUGUGAUUGUGGAAUUCAGCGAGGAAGAGUGGGGACAACUGGACCCUGCUGUGAAGACCUUGUACAGGGAUGUGAUGCUGGAGAACUACAGGAACCUGAAUUCAGUGCAUCAAGAACAUCUACUUUACAAGCCAGUUGAGAUCUCCAAGCUGGAGAGUAAGGAAAGAAGAUGGGCAGUGGAGCAAGAAAUCCCAAGCACAUCUGUUUUGGACAGAGAGGUAAUUUCAGAAAACCAAGAUUCAGUUCCAAAGCAGAGAAUUUCUGGAAAAGAAUCACCUCCUGGAGUGAUUAUGACAAGACCGACCAAAAGCGGAUCCCCUUCUUUAGAUGCUUGGAUGAGCAAUGAUUGGUUAUAUAGGAACCAGGAACACUGGGACCCAAAUUUGCCAGAAGAAGCUUUUGUUCAUAAGACAGUGAACACUGAGGUGGGAAACUUUGAAGGUAGUGAGAAUAAGAAAAGUUUAGAUGUUAAGUCAGUUAAUUCAAUUUUGGGUAUACAGCAAGGCAUUCCUAUGAGAAAAGAGUCCUCAAAAUGUGGUAAGUUUAAAACUAACUUCAAAUUUAAUUUAGACUCAGGUAAGCAAUAUUCAGAAUAUAAUGAAUGUGGGAAUGCCUUGAGCCUGAGUGUAGAUAUUCAUCACCCAGAAAGUCAUACCUUAGUGAAUUCCUAUGAAUGCUAUCAAUGUGGGAGAGCCUUCAGCCGGAGUUCAUCCCUCAUUCGACAUCAGAUCAUUCACACAGGAGAGAAACCUUAUAAAUGUAGUGAAUGUGGGAGAUUCUUCAACAGACGUACAAACCUUACUAAGCAUCAAAAAAUUCAUACUGAAGCAAAGGUCUGUGAAGGCAAUAAAUGUAGAAAAGCUUUCAGUGAGACUGAAGACAGUAAUAAAAAUUCAAGACUUCAUUCUGGAGAUAAUCCCUACGAAUGUGUUAACUGUGGAAAAUCCUUCAGCCGAAGCUCUUCCCUUAUUCGACAUCAAAUGAUUCAUACAGGAGAGAAACCAUUCAAAUGUAAGGAAUGUGAGAAAACUUUCAACAGGAGUUCAAAUCUUAAAAAACACCAAAAACUUCAUACUCAAGAGAAGUCCUGUAAAAGGAAGAAACCCACGAUUAACUACAUCAAUGAAUUUAUACUAGAGGGAAUCCUGUGAAUAGAGUAAAUGCAAGAAAACAUGGGUCAGGGAUUCUUCUUUAAUCGAUAUGACAGAACUAAUAUUGGAGAGAAAUCUGUUAUUGGGUAGGAAUAUGUUCCCAAAUGAAGCCACAAGCCACAAUGAGUUAAAUGUAUCACCAUACAAGUCUUUGCCUAUCAUUAUUCUGAUAUCCAUUGCCAUCAUCAUUCCUAGUUCAUAAAUGGGACCUAUAGCAUCCUUAUAUUCACAUGAUUUAUUGACGUAGAUAUUAGGGAGGAGCCAAGCAAUACCCUUGGAAUUGAUAUUUAAUAAAACUCAAACUUUCAGUCCUUACAAGAAGGUCAUGAGAAACCAGGAGCUCACAAGAAUAUAGGAAUACUUCUAAGGACUGAACUUUCUGAAUUAAUGGCAGAGACCACAGGAGUGGCAAAUUACUCCAUGAUAAUAUCCUUGGCCGUCCUAGUGCUGAGUGGGGACUAGAAUUGGAGGAGGAUUAUCAACUGCAGUGGGAAGUGGAUUCUAUAUAUAGUCGUCAAAUCUGCAUUUUUUUAAAAGUACUCUUUGGGAUCUAGGCCAAGGGACAUCCAUAGUCUUGGGUCUGUCAUUUAUUCCAAACAUUAAGAGGUCAAUAAAGUGUCUUAAUACUCUGUGCACUAGUUUCCUCUUUGUUCUAUAAGUUAUUUCUGUAAGUUACCUUUGAGAUCCUGAGCCAAGAAAUUUAUCUUUAAUCUGCCCCAAAAUAUUCAUAUUGGAGAGAUUCCCAAUGAAUGAGGAUGGUGGCUUUUGGUUAAAGCUCAUAUCUUACUCAAAAACAGAAAAGGUAUACUGGAGUGUGAACACUUACAAUUAGUUA